AUGGCUUUCCUCUCGGCGAUGAAGUUGCAGGGACGUCCGCCACCGAUUUCGUCCAACCUCAACCAAAAUUCCAAACCUGCAAGUUCGGAUUCCGUUUCCUUUAACACCUCCGAACCUGGCUCCGAACAACAGCCUCGGAAAUUUAGCUCGAAGCUCAGUCGCUGGAACAGAGCACGGGCCUUAAAGUCCGGCGUUAAGCUUGACCGUCCGGUUAAUAAUGGUUCAGACAGCACGACCGGUCCGAGGCGUCCGAUCGUAAAUUCAAACCCCUCUGAUAUUUCGACACUAGACAGUGACGUGUCACCAAGUGACGGAGAAAUCGAAACGGAUUUGACGGCGGCUAAGUCGAUUUACAUAGUCUCUGACGGAACCGGAUGGACGGCAGAACACGCCGUUAACGCUGCCUUGGGCCAAUUCGAUUAUUGCUUGGUCGAUCGUGGCUGCCCCGUAAAUACAUAUCUCUUCUCAGGGAUUGAGGAUGGAGAGAAGCUAAUGGAGAUCAUAAAGCAAGCUGCAAGAGAAGGAGCAAUGGUGAUCUACACAUUAGCUGAUACAUCAAUGGCGGAAGCAGCCAUGAGAGCUUGCAAGCUAUGGAGUAUUCCUUCACUAGACAUGCUCGGACCAAUCACACACGCAAUCUCCUCACACUUGGGAGCUAACCCUUAA
Microthlaspi erraticum is the source of this 666-nucleotide messenger RNA. The record is from the annotation of a GenBank genome assembly. NCBI's taxonomy places the organism in Eukaryota, Viridiplantae, Streptophyta, Magnoliopsida, Brassicales, Brassicaceae.